AUGUUCUCUCGCGUCCUACCUCCCUCGGCAUCCCGGCUUCUCUACCGGCCGUCUUCAAUCCAACCUCGCUCGCCAGGCUCACCUUUGUCAUUCAUUCUCAAUGCCCGUCUGUUGUCAUCUGAAACUCGGACAGCGAUUGAUAAGGCUGUCGCGUCUGCCCCUGUUGUUCUCUUUAUGAAGGGUACUCCGGAGACUCCUCAGUGCGGGUUUUCCCGGGCCAGCAUACAAAUCCUGGGAUUGCAAGGCGUUGAUCCCAAGAAGUUCGUUGCCUUUAAUGUUUUAGAGGACCCAGAGUUGCGUCAGGGUAUCAAGGAAUAUUCCGAUUGGCCCACGAUCCCCCAAUUAUACCUCGAAAAGGAAUUCAUUGGUGGCUGCGAUAUUCUGAUGUCGAUGCAUCAGAAUGGGGAGCUUGCCAAAAUGCUGGAAGAAAAGGGAGUACUGGUGGCAGCCGACUAA
This is a messenger RNA of Aspergillus aculeatus ATCC 16872, 456 nucleotides long. RefSeq names its product monothiol glutaredoxin GRX5. Lineage: Eukaryota; Fungi; Ascomycota; Eurotiomycetes; Eurotiales; Aspergillaceae. The coding region runs from base 1 to 456 and encodes 151 amino acids. The record is from RefSeq and is a predicted model, not a curated record. The transcript is spliced from 3 exons.